Linum tenue is the source of this 3508-nucleotide messenger RNA. Lineage: Eukaryota; Viridiplantae; Streptophyta; Magnoliopsida; Malpighiales; Linaceae. The record is from the annotation of a GenBank genome assembly.
GGGAAUUUCAAUUAGUCAUUACACCUUAAUUAAUUAUUAAAAGGAAAAUUAUGAAACUAAUUUGCCACGAAAGAAAGAAGAGAGAGAGAGAUCCGAAAUUUCUCAUAUAACUCGCAUUUUGGCACUCUCCUGUUUCUUCUUCGUCAUCUUCCUUCCUUCGCCCCUUGCUUUGCUUGCCUGCUUUACCUCCACUGUGACGAAAGCACGAGAGAGAGAAGAAAAGGAAUUCAUAGAGAUUAGAAAAACAAUAAUAAAGGAAGACGAAGGAGAAGGAGAAGAAGGGAAAGGAAACCCAGAAAAUCUGUCCCAGGAAAAGAGAGAGAGAAUCUAAAAUUCGGAACUGAGAAUAGUUUUUGCUUUCGUAUUGGUAUAAAUAAGAAGAAAUCCUUUUUUCGUUCUUUCCCAUUUUCCAUCAUCACUCUUCCUUCCUCCCCUUUCCUGUUUUCACAUUGCUUUCACAAGGCUUCCGUUUCUUCUUUCCCUUCCCAUCAUCAGUUUUCCCCCACGAAAUUCCUCCUGAUCGCAUCCUCGGAUCGCUUUCUAUCUCUCUUUCUGGUUGUGGGUCGAGGAAUCACAGAAUUCAUUUUUUCUUAUCUGGGUUUUGAUCAGGAGAGGAAACGAAGCAUAAGAGAAAGAAAGAAGCUAGCUUUUUUGUUGUUGUUGCUUUUGUGCGUAGUGUGGGUGAAGGACCGUUCUCGGUUGUUACUUACUCAUGCCAGAUACUAAUACUAACAACAGUGGCAGCAAUCACAAGCCGGUGAAAAGCAAUGCUGGGUCUAAUCAGUCCCCUGAUAAGAACAUUGAAGAGGCGAUUAGAAGGCUGAAGAUUCAUGAUAAUAAUCAGGAGCAAGUUGGAGUGACUGAGACCGGGUCGUACCCGGAUCGACCCGGCGAGCCUGAUUGUGUGUAUUACUUGAGGACCGGGGUUUGUGGCUAUGGCAGUAAUUGCCGCUAUAACCACCCUCAGUAUGCUGCUCAGGUCACAAAGGCUUCGCAGUUCAGAGAGGAACUUCCUGAGCGAGCUGGAGAGCCUGACUGUGGGUAUUAUCUUAAAACAGGCACUUGCAAGUAUGGGUCGACAUGUAAAUACCAUCACCCAAAGGACAGGAAUGGUGCAGGACCAGUCUCUUACAACCUUCUUGGUCUUCCCAUGAGACAGGAUGAAAAGUCAUGCCCUUACUAUUUGCGAACUGGUUCAUGCAAAUUCGGAGGUGCAUGCAAGUUUAAUCAUCCCCAACCUGCAGCAUCACUUGAACCCGGGGUGCCUCUUGCUGGUGGCCUCUCUACCUAUGGAUCGACGACUGGCUCAUCAAUGAUCCCGACUGCUGGUUUGCCUUACAUUGGUGGGCUUCGGACAUGGUCCUUUCCCAGAGCACCAUACAUGCCAAGCCCACGUCUGGAAACUCCACAGGCUUUUGCACCUCUAUAUAUCUCUCCCUCCCAAGGAAUCGCUCCUGCACAAGGCUGGAACACUUAUGUGGUGAGUAGACAUAGAGAUUGUUCUUCUGUUUAAUCCCUUCUUAACUAUUGCUACAUUAACUGUGUUAGAUCCUGGUAAGUUCUAUUGCAUUCUGGUUGCACUCUCUAGAUUUCUGAUUGAAAUCCCUAAGAGUUGAUUCAUAGACAAGUGCUAUCAUGGACAUGGGUUGCCACCCAUAUAACUAGAAAUUGAUGCUGAAAUCUUUGAGUUCUGCUUUCCAUUGGCAUUCCACUCUAGCUUAUGCACCCUCAGGAUAUGCUUGGUUGGUGUGAUAAGUUUGUAGUUGUCUACUUAUAGUUAGUGGAUAUUCAUCAUAGAGUUACAUGCAUGGAACAGGGAGACGAUCAGGUGACAAAGCCAAUGGAUUAAGAUUAUAUGUGGGUAUUUUUUGACUAGAACAACUCACCCUAACAUCAUUCUUCCACGUCCAAUCCCCAUCUUCGUUCCGUCUCUUUUGCUCUCUUCCGCCGCCAGACUGUCGCGAAUAUAUUAGGGGUUCUGUAGUGAUGUAGUAUGGAUUCAGUAGCGUUUAUUAGGGAUCUAGUAGGAAUUCGGCAGGGAUUUAGUAGGGAUUCUGUAGGUCCUUUUUAAAUUUUUUUCUUAUUUCCUUACAAAUCCAUCUUUGAGAAGCUAUUUCUGAAGAAAGUUUCAAUCUUGACAUACUAGAGGCCUUCCCUCCAGCAGUCUCACAUGCUUGCAAGUGCCGGGUCUUUAUAUUCGCAAUGCUUUUUUCUUUGACUUGUUUUUCUUCCCUCGACAUGAUACUCUCAUUUGUUUGUCAGGGAAACUUGAGCCCAAUGUCUUCUUCUCCAAGCAUUCUGGGUUCAAACCUUGUAUUCAACACCUCCAGGAAUCAUCAAGGUGAGUCUGGGGGUUCCAGUGGGCAACAAAUGCAUUUGAUAUACAACACACCACCUAGUUCUAAUCUUCCUUCAAGACCUGAUCAACCAGAAUGCCGCCACUUCAUGAACACUGGCACCUGCAAAUAUGGAUCCGACUGCAAAUACCAUCACCCAAAGGACAGAACUGCUCAACUAGCAACCAAUCCCGGCCCAAUUGGCCUUCCCUCACGCCCCGGCCAAGCUCUAUGUUCCAACUACAUUACCUAUGGCUUCUGCAAGUUCGGUUCAAACUGCAGAUUCGAUCAUCCGUUCACUACUGGAUAUCCUUACAGCUACAGCUUGACUGUUCCUCCAUUUACAGUCCUCGAUUCUUCCAUGGUUACUUAUCCGAGAAUGUCACCUUCUGAACCACCUUCUCUGUCACCGUCACCGAAUAAGGUCCUCAACAGCAAUGGUGCUGCUAGAAACAACAAGCAACAAUAUCAGAUGAAUGCAGGUAAUAAUAAGAACACAAUGACAACUACUACUCCAACUACUCCUCCAUCGGAUGAUACUACUGACGUGGCUGGAGGUACUUCACCGCCACUGCACUCCUCGUCGAAGGCCUCUUCCGAGGUCUCACAUGAUUGAUCGAUUUUUGCCCUACAAUGGAAGCCCUAGCUGUGUGCUUCCUUCCUUUUUUUAUAUGCCUCUUUUUCCCUUGGCUAUUCCUUCCCUCUAUUGAACAGAAAAACUCUUCAGUAUAUUUAAGAAACAAAGAGAAUUUUUUGGGUCACAUGUAAGACACUCCCUGCCCACUUUUUUGUUUUGGUUUUCACCUGUUGAAUGCCAGAGAUAUAGGUUGAUUUCAGUAAUGCCUGAAAAGUUGGAUGAUGGUGAGGCAAGAUAAACAUUUUGAGGGGUGUAUGUGCAUGGAAGGCAAGACAAUAUUUAAUUUUUCCUUUUCUUUUAAUCUUGUGUAGUGAAUAAAACUUGCAGGUGAAAGUGUUUUUUGCCUUUGCUGAAUUGGCUUAGUGGCAACUGCUACUCCACUCUUUUUGUUUACUUCAUGAACAAGGGAAGUGGAUGCGUGUGUUGCAAGUAAAGUGGACUCAUUGAGAAAUGUGUGAUGUGAUUCUAAGUUACACAUACAAUAGAUGCAUCCAUCCAAUGCCAAUGAACUGAUAGCUAAGUUCGAUAAUCCAAG